CACCCUUGCCUGCAGCUGUUGCCCGGCGCCUGCGCGUGUCCCGGGGAUGAGGUGAGGGAAGUGGGAGGGGUGGCCUGGGAGGUCAUCGUUCAUCACUCGGAUUUGCCAACUGAGGAUGUGUGAUCCUUUCGCGGUCCCGUAGUGCGAGCUUCCUGACGUCACACGGAAGGUGUUUUUUCGGAACCUGCAGCGGGAAAAGCAAACCGGCUGCUGUCACGGGCACACGUAUGUACACCCGGCAGGGCUGAUCACCGGAUUCGUGAGCUCUCAGCUUAUCCAGCCAGGCUAAUCGCCAUUGUUUUGUUAUAGGGCACAAGGGCAAAUAAUUCCUAAAUUGACAAUCAUGAGUUGUGGGGACAGGUUUGUGCAGACAUUGGGGAAGGUAGCCUAUCCUAAAGCCUCCAAGCUGGAAGGAGAAGACUUUGACUGGCUGUUUGAAAACAUGCAUGUGAAAUCAUUCCUAGACUGGUUCUGUGUCACCUUGACCGAGCGAAAUGUUGUUUCGGAGGAGAAAUUACAGGCCUUUAAUGACUUGAAGGAAUCCGGAAAAGCUGUUCUGGAUGAAAAGGCUUUAGAGGAGGUGACGAAAACUUGUAAACCAUCCGGCUCAAAGGAUCCUAUGGAAGAAAUGGCCAUAGAGAAGCUAGAGGAAGAACUUCAUGCACUGCAGGCGUUACGGAAUCUCCACAUACAGAGGCGCAAUAAGCUCCAGAUGAUGGCUUCUGCCAACGUACACUCCUGCUUGAAAUUCAAAGGUACAGAAGAUGAGGAGGCCAAAUCACUGAAAGAAACUCUGAGUGUCCUGCAGGUCACAAGUAACAAGCUGAAUCACGAGCUCCAGACUGUUGUCAAUGGCAUUCAGAAGUUAAUGGCAUUCUAUGCUCCCCAUGAAACGGGUUCUAUGUUAUCAAUGCCAAUUUUCCUCUUUCAGGUGCUCCUAGAUAAGUAUCUGUCAUGUGAAGAACAAAGCACUGCCGCCCUCACUCUAUUUACUAAAGAACAUUUUUUUGAGGGCUUCUCUAAAUGUGUUAAGGGUUCAGACAAUGACUUUCAGCUUGUUCAGCUGGAUGGAAACGCCUGCGAUGACACGGCCCUCGAGGACAAGUGCCAAGAGAUGAUGAGGCUACAGCUGGCUUACAUCAGUGCAAAACACAAGCUGAUACAGACAAAGGCAAAACACUCCAGCUUGAAGGCUGGUGUAACAUGGGUGGACAGUAAUGCUAGAGUAAUGCAGAGCAAGGCCUCUCACAAAGAUCAGCUGAAGGUCAGAAUCGCGAGUCUAAAAGAGGAGGCGUCACAGACUGAAAAUCACAUAGACGCCAUUAAGCGAGAAACUCUCCCAGAGCUGGUUCGGGAGAGCGCCCAGCUGCUGAACAUGCCGAUUGUGAAAGGAGACUAUGACCUGCAGAUAGCGCGCUACAACCUGUACACCUCCAGGCAGGACAUAGUGUGCGACCAUCUGAUGAAGCAGAAGGCCUCCUUCGAGCUCAUACAGCUGGGCUAUGAGUUGGAAUUGAUGAAACACAGAAAUGUGAACCGCCAAUUGGAAGCGUUAAUUAGAGAGCUGAGGCAAAGUGCUGAGGACUUGGAGAAAAGUAUAGCGAUGAUGUCUGAUGUUACUCUGCUAUCCUCAGCCAAACCAAGGACUAAUAUUGAUUCCAAGGAUACAGCUACUCAUGGAUUAUUCCAGAUUCUGGAUGGAGAUAACAUACAGAAACUAUUUAGAACAUACAGCGGUUUAGAGUCCAUGGCUCAAAAAUUAUCCCAGGACGUCACUUCUCUGAAAGAUCAGCUGGCAGUUUCCAAGCAGGAACAGUCCCUUUUUAUAUCAAAGCUGGAAGCUAACCUGAAGGCGUUGCAAGAUGUUAUGUACCUGGAUGGGAGUGAGCUAAUGUUACAAACACCAGAGCUGUCCACUAAUUUUCAGCAUUUAAAUUCCCAACUAGAUAAAUUAAACCAGAUUUUACUGGAGGUUCUUGAUGAUCUGACCUUGAAGCGGAAGAUUUUGCAGUCUAGCAAAUGUGACCGGGUGGGGAAACUACUGUAUGUGUACUUUUAUCAGAAUGAAAACCUUCUAAAGACUAUUGUAGAGAACCUGGAGUCCCAGGCAGACAUUCACCCCCCACAGCAAUGACUCCGGGUCAUACAGAGAUGUAGUCAUGUGCGACACAUACUGUAGAGAACCUGGAGUCCCAGGCAGACAUUCACCACCCACAGCAAUGACUCCGGGUCAUACAGAGAUGUAGUCAUGUGCGACACAUACUGUAAAGAACCUGGAGUCCUGGGCAGACAUUCACCACCCACAGCAAUGACUCCGGGUCAUACAGAGAUGUAGUCAUGUGCGACACAUACUGUAAAGAACCUGGAGUCCUGGGCAGACAUUCACCACCCACAGCAAUGACUCCGGGUCAUACAGAGAUGUAGUCAUGUGCGACACAUACUGUAAAGAACCUGGAGUCCUGGGCAGACAUUCACCACCCACAGCAAUGACUCCGGGUCAUACAGAGAUGUAGUCAUGUGCGACACAUACUGUAAAGAACCUGGAGUCCCGGGCAGACAUUCACCACCCACAGCAAUGACUCCGGGUCAUAAAUUGUAGAAAAUGAUUUGCAAUCUGCUUCAUCUUUGUGCUUUUUAACACGCCUUUGAGAGGUUUUUAAACAUUUAUCACGAUUACAUACUGUACAUAUAUAUUUUAACAUUUUCUCUGUAUUUUAUUAACUUUUUGUAAGAUGUAUAAAUCAACUGUGAUUGUUUUACAUGAAUGUAUGUAGUAGCCUUCACUUCUCUUCAUGAAAGGGACAGUAAUACAGGUUGAGUAUCCCAUAUCCAAAAUGUUUGGGACCAGAAGUAUUUUGGAUAUCGGAUUUUCUCUGACGUCCUAGUGGAUGCUGGGGACUCCGUCAGGACCAUGGGGAUUAGCGGCUCCGCAGGAGACAGGGCACAAAAAUAAAGCUUUAGGAUCAGGUGGUGUGCACUGGCUCCUCCCCCUAUGACCCUCCUCCAAGCCUCAGUUAGGUUUUUGUGCCCGUCCGAGCAGGGUGCAAUCUAGGUGGCUCUCCUAAAGAGCUGCUUAGAAAAAGUUUUUAGGUUUUUUAUUUUACAGUGAGUCCUGCUGGCAACAGGCUUACUGCAACGAGGGACUUAGGGGAGAAGAAGUGAACUCACCUGCGUGCAGGAUGGAUUGGCUUCUUAGGCUACUGGACACCAUUAGCUCCAGAGGGAUCGAACACAGGCCCAGCCAUGGAGUCCGGAGCCGCGCCGCCGACCCCCUUGCAGAUGCCGAAAAGUGAAGAGGUCCAGAAACCGGCGGCAGAAGACUUUUCAGUCUUCAUGAGGUAGCGCACAGCACUGCAGCUGUGCGCCAUUGUUGUCACACACUUCACACCAGCGGUCACUGAGGGUGCAGGGCGCUGUGGGGGGCGCCCUGGGCAGCAAUGAAAUACCUAUACUGGCUAAAAGAUACAUCGCAUAUAGCCCCUGGGGCUAUAUGAAUGUAUUUAACCCCUGCCAGGUCUCAGAAAAACGGGAGAAGAAGCCCGCCGAAAAGGGGGCGGGGCCUAUUCUCCUCAGCACACAGCGCCAUUUUCCCUCACAGAAAUGCUGGUGGGAAGGCUCCCAGGCUCUCCCCUGCACUGCACUACAGAAACAGGGUUAAAACAGAGAGGGGGGGCACUUAUUUGGCGAUAUGAUUAUAUAUAUUAAGAUGCUAUAAGGGAAAAACACUUAUAUAAAGGUUGUCCCUGUAUAAUUAUAGCGUUUUGGUGUGUGCUGGCAAACUCUCCC
Molecule: messenger RNA, 3786 nt
Organism: Pseudophryne corroboree (corroboree frog)
Lineage: Eukaryota; Metazoa; Chordata; Amphibia; Anura; Myobatrachidae
Gene: HAUS3
Product: HAUS augmin like complex subunit 3
Exons: 5
Coding region: 344-2134 (596 amino acids)
Biological process (GO): spindle assembly; centrosome cycle
Cellular component (GO): mitotic spindle; HAUS complex; centrosome
Source: RefSeq, a predicted model, not a curated record